Molecule: messenger RNA, 1509 nt
Organism: Brassica rapa (field mustard)
Lineage: Eukaryota; Viridiplantae; Streptophyta; Magnoliopsida; Brassicales; Brassicaceae
Product: F-box protein FBW2
Molecular function (GO): protein binding
Source: RefSeq, a predicted model, not a curated record
UUACCCAAUUUCCACGGCACCUGUAUCCAACCAUCCAUCGAUAUCAAAAAAAAAUUAAGACUUCUCUUUAUAAAACUAAAUUAAUAUCUCUCUUGCGUUUUCCCGAGAGAUUUAAAAAGAUUUUUUUUUCUUUUUUGUUGUUGGUUGGAUCAGAGAACUAGAUAAAAGUUUCGUUGAUUCUCUGAUCAGAGAUUACGGAUUCGUGUAAAAAGGGUUUCUCUUUUCCUUGAUUAUUGAGGAAUUAAAAAUGGAAGAAGAAGAUGGUGAGUUUCGACAAUGGGAUGAGUUACUCCCAGACGCUCUUGGGUUAAUCUUUAGCCACUUACCACUUCAAGAGAUCCUAACAGUGGUGCCUAGGGUUUGCAAAGCAUGGAACAGAGCUGUAACCGGACCUUAUUGCUGGCAAGAGAUAGACAUUGAGCUAUGGAGUAACCGUUGCCACCAGUCCGAUCAUCUCGAUCGAAUGCUUCAGAUGUUGAUCCUCAGGAGCUCUGGCUCUUUGCGCAAACUCUCUGUCACUGGCCUUCAAAAUGACUCCAUCUUCUCCUUCAUUGCUCAACAUGCUGGUUCGCUUAAGACCUUGAAGGUGCCGAGAAGUGGUCUGAGCAAUUCAGGUGUUGUCAACGUAGCCGAAAAGCUUUCAUCUCUCACGUUCUUGGACUUGAGCUACUGCUGCAAACUCGGCCCGGAGGCGAUACAAGCCAUAGGCAGACACUGCAAAUCCCUGAUAGAGUUCUCCAGAAACAUGCAUCCCUUGGACGUAGCGAGCGUCGACUCACACGACGAUGAAGCUGAUGCGAUCGCCAGCACGAUGCCGAAGCUGAAGCGGUUAGAGAUCGCGUACCACCGAGUCAGCACAGAAGGAGUGCUCAAAAUCUUAUCGUCUUGCGUUUCUCUCGAGUUCUUGGAACUUAGAGGCUGUUGGGACGUGCAACUAGAUAACAAGUUCUUCAAGGAGAAGUUUCCGGAUAUGAAAGUGUUGGGUCCACGCGUGAUCGGAUUCUACGAUAUGAUAAACGACUGGGAGGAUUGCUGCUCGGAUUAUUUCUCAGAUGGGUCUGAUUACUUGGCUUGGGAGUUUCUUGAGGAUGGUGAGAUGGGAGAGUUUUAUGAAGAAGAUUUUGAGCAUGGUUGGGACGAUCAUUUCUAUGCGGAUAGUGUGAAUAUAGACAUGGAACCGCAUCUUUGGCCGCCAUCUCCUUGAAACCAGGUCUUGCUAUGGUCUAGGAAUGGUAUUAGCCUCUUUAUGUGCUUUUGCUCUCUAUGUAUGGGUGCUUGAUACUUGUUUGGAUUCUUUGCGUUUUUCUAAUCUAAACCGGGCCGGUGUUCAUGCCUUUUUAUGUUUCUCUUUUUACUUUAGUUGAUGUUUAGAUUCGUAUUAAUUAUAUUUUAUAGUAUAGAGAUAUUUGAUAUAUGUACUGUGUCUGUGUAUAUGUAUGGAAUUGAAGAUGUCAAGUUGAUGUAUAAGAAACAAAAAGUGAAUAAGUAAAAAGACAAGCUAUUGAUGAA